CGAACAUCAAACAGGAGAAGACCCGUCGUCCACACCGCCCCUCACAUGUCGUAAAUGUGGUGCUAAAUUCACUCGCAUCGACUCCCUCAAGAAACACGUUCGAGGUCGUUGUCGUGCUGCGGCCGUAGAUGCUCAAGCGGUUCUAGUUGCGGCGCCCUCAGAGCCUCCCGCUCCCCCGGCAGAGCGACCGCCAGAUGUUCGCGGAGGCGUCCGAGGGAGCUCCCGCACCGCCCAGGCAAAAGAGGCUGCGGGGCGAGGACGGGGCCGAGGGCGGGGGCGAGGGCACAGCAGGCCCCGGCCUGAACACCAAAGAGAAGCAGCUGAUGAAGGAGAUGGCCAAACUGAUCCUUCAGCACGAGGACAUCCACAGGUCGAACGCGCGGGACGGCAACGUAGUGCUGGAGAUGGACGGCAAGAGCAAGCUGAAGUUGAGCCUGGACCGCUCCGUCGCCUCCUACGACAAAGAGGGCAAGGCGGCCAAGGCCGAGGCCGAGGAGCAGGACGAGACCUACCUUGGCAACCCGCAGGGGAAGAAGCCCGACGCGUUCCUGAGGGCGAUCCUGUACCACCUGCACGUAGCGCUGAAAGAGAACACCGAGCUGGUGGGCGCCGACAUGAACGAGAGCGACGCCUCGGCCGUGAAGAACGCCGCGGAGAUUGUCAACGCCGCGGGCGCUCGCGCUCCCCAGAAGAACUCGUUCCAGGCGACCCGCUGCUUCAUGAUAGAGUGCAAAGACGAAGAGAAGGACGGCAAGGUGCGCUGGAUCCUGGCGGCAGAUCGGCACAGGCAGGUGGUCGAGGCCAUCCGCGCGCUGAAGCCAGCCAAGAAGUGGCAAGAGAAGAUCGGUCUCGUGAUCGACGACGACUACGCCCCGAGGUCCAAGUGCGCCAAGAAGGUCGAGGAGUUGGCAUUCAAGGCCAAGCCCAAGGCCAAAGGGAAGAAGAAGUAAGACUGCGACGUUUACUCGGUAUGCUACCGCAUAGCUCCGCCUGAGCGGGUAUACGCCGUUCACAUGUUCUAAAAUAGUUUAGAAAAUGUUGGCAAGCCAGCUGAGUUCCCUGAGGCCCGCAGUUGUAAGUUCGUGAGUGUGUUUCACUCGGUUUUUGUGUCGCUUCAGCUUGCCACCAGUGCGUCGGCUAGAGGGCCGUCACCUGAUGCGCGAUGCUACUCACCAGAGGGUGAGAGUCUCGCGUGUUGCGUCCAAGUACGUGCACGCGCGCGGGUCUCCCUUUCGGCAGGCUCAGUGAAGGCUCGCAAGACCUCUUGACCUGGGGUGGCGG
Molecule: messenger RNA, 1281 nt
Organism: Prorocentrum cordatum
Lineage: Eukaryota; Dinophyceae; Prorocentrales; Prorocentraceae
Source: the annotation of a GenBank genome assembly